AUGGAGGUGGGUAAACCCGAGAUAAACCGUAACAAGCGAUCCCGAGAAGACUCGAAGUCGGCCUCGGCCGGGUCAAAGCGAGUGCAUAUAGAGGAGGAGGAGGCAGUUCUCAACUCACACGAGUUGAACCGAGUUAACUCGGAGCCUGAGGUGAACCUUAACUCCGCCGAGACCGAUGCCGACCUAGGCUUGUACUCGCCGGACGUCAAGCAGAUCAGAGAAGAAAUACUGGACAUCUUAGAUGAACCGGAAACUGUUACAGACCAUCUACCGGAGGUUCAGGAUCUUGACUCGGUAAUCAGGAGCUUCGAAGAAGAGAUUGUUCAUCCGUCAACUCAGCCUGCUCAACCAGACCUAGGCUACCUUCUAGAAGCUUCGGAUGACGAUCUCGGCCUCCCUCCCACCAUUUCAGCUUCUGAUGACCAUGUUAACGCGAGAAUUAACACGCCGGAGAAUGCCGCUGGAAUUAGAUUUGAGAGCGAGUUACAGAGUUUUGACUCGUUCGAGUUCGGGAUGAACGUUGGAGCCGGUGACGGAAAUAGCUACGGCGUCUACAGUAACGGUGAUUUUGUGACAGUGGAGGGAUUGUUUGAUUACGAAGAGUCGUUUGAAUUUUCGGAAUUUUAUCGGCGAGGAGAGUCCUUGCCUGCUUUAUAG
Molecule: messenger RNA, 657 nt
Organism: Nicotiana tabacum (common tobacco)
Lineage: Eukaryota; Viridiplantae; Streptophyta; Magnoliopsida; Solanales; Solanaceae
Source: RefSeq, a predicted model, not a curated record